AUGAUCCAGAAGAGGACUUGCUCACAGUGUGGAAAGAGUUUUAUUACACAGAGUCAUCUCAAAAUACACCAGCGCAUUCACACUGGAGAGAAACCAUAUCAGUGCUCACAGUGUGGAAAGAGUUUUAAUAGACAGAGUCAUCUCAAAAUACACCAGCGCAUUCACAGUGGAGAGAAACCGUAUCAGUGCUCACAAUGUGGAAAGAGUUUUAUUUCACAGAGUCAUCUUAAAGUACACCAGCGCAUUCACACUGGAGUCAAACCAUAUCAGUGCUCACAGUGUGAAAAAAGUUUUAUUCAACAGAAUAAUCUCAAAAGACACCAGUGCAUUCACACUGGAGUGAAACCAUGUCAGUGCUCACAAUGUGGAAAGAGUUUUAUUUCACAGAGUGAUCUUAAAAUACACCAGCGCAUUCACACUGGACUAAAGCCGUAUCAGUGCUCACAGUGUGGAAAGAGUUUUAUUACACGUAGUAAUCUCAAAGUACACCAGCACAUUCACACUGGGGAGAAACCGUAUAAGUGCUCAAAGUGUGAGAAGAGUUUUAUUACACAAUACAAUCUAAAAAUACACCAGCGCAUUCACACUGGAGAUAAAUUAUAUCAGUGCUCACAGUGUGGAAAGAGUUUUAAUAGACAGAGUAAUCUUAAAACACACCAGCGCAUUCACACUGGAGAUAAACCGUAUCAGUGCUCACAAUGUGGAAAGAGUUUUGAUAGACAGAGUGAGCUCAAAAUACACCAGCGCAUUCACAGUAGAGAGAAAUCAUAUCAGUGCUCACAGUGUGGAAAGGAUUCAUUUAGACACAAGAGUGACUCAUCAGAUUUUACCAAACAAGCUAAAAUAUAA
Trichomycterus rosablanca is the source of this 849-nucleotide messenger RNA. Its product is annotated as zinc finger protein 180-like. The transcript has 3 exons. Lineage: Eukaryota; Metazoa; Chordata; Actinopteri; Siluriformes; Trichomycteridae. The record is from RefSeq and is a predicted model, not a curated record. Bases 1 to 849 code for a protein of 282 amino acids.